This is a messenger RNA of Sus scrofa (pig), 35645 nucleotides long. The record is from RefSeq and is a predicted model, not a curated record. NCBI's taxonomy places the organism in Eukaryota, Metazoa, Chordata, Mammalia, Artiodactyla, Suidae.
GUGAUGUGUGUGUGGUGUCUGUCGUAUUUGGUGGGGGUGACUCCAGAUCAGCUCUGCCACUCCAGCUGUUAUCACAGAUCGGUGCGCUUUAUACGCAUGUGCCUCCCGCGUCCUGUCCCUCUUACAUAACACAUCCAGUGCAGCAGAGGACACGAGAAAAUGCGACCCCAACCCUCCCAGCCGAAAUUGGGCUAGGGGAUAGAAGGUCAGGAAGUGUCCCUUUGGUGUUGUCCUUCAGGGAUGUGGCUCCAGUGGGGAAGAGGGGGGGAGGAGGGUUUUCUUCAAGUGGUUCUUCUCCUCUCCGACUUGAAAGCAUCUAACUAAAAAGGACUGCAGACACUAGUCCUCUCUAAUGGGAAAGCUUUUACAUGCUACGCCGAGGAAAAGUGAGCACUUUAACCUCGGGAGUGCAGAGAGGAGAGACAAUCCUUAAUAAAGACACUCAGAGGAGAUGGGCAGUAAUACGUGGGGAUAGGGGCCAGUGGGGAUGGCUUUGAGGGGACCGGAGGCAUCCCUUGAUAGUAGAUAGGUUUCAUUGGAGGGUUUAAGACACCUGUAAUGGCUUAGAAUUCGCACAGGAAACUGUGUGUAACUGACAUUGCAAAAGCCUUAUUCUCUGCACAGUUACUUAGGCCUAAAAUGAACAUGAAAAGGCUGGUUUCCGGUACUUUCAUUGUAAUGGAAAAUUUGAACUGAUUUUCCUCCUUACUUCUUUGCCAUUUUAAACAUAAUUCAGUUUACUUCCCAAUUAAUAUUGGUGCUCUCCCCCACCCCCAAAGGCUAGACGUGGGUAAGUCACAAGAGAACUGUAUUUUUCUAGCAUACUCAGAGCCCUAGUCAAGGGCUAUUGAUUUUUCUCUUCAGUACAGUUGUUUCUUCUGUAGUGCAUAAUCAAGCCCAGAAAUUACUUGAAAUAUUAAUAAGAUCCAUUUUAAUUAAAUUUGCAAUGAUCUGUCCUCCUAGAAAAAGGCAGUUUAACUUUAUUAGAAACAUUUCCUCUGGUGUUAUAGUAAUAUUUGGUGAUAUUUGUCCUUGAGCAAAUCAGGUUAUUUCAAAUAUGUGCAUAUAUAUUAUAUCUACAUAAAUAUAUAUAGUUAUAUCACAUAUAUGUUAGAAUUUGUGAUUGUCUUGUGCCUUUUCAUAUUAUAAGAGUGCCAAAGCAAAAUUUUAACCAAGUAGAUUGUGUAAUGAGUAGAUUGGUUUUGAUUUUUAGAAUAUAGGCCAGAUAGUUUAUCAAGACAGAAAUGCCCACCCCGUGAGUAAAAUGGAUAUCAUUUUCAUUAUUCAGAAUGAAAUAAUUCUGAAUUCCUGUGGAACACUAAGAAAUUAUGGUACCAGAUGAGAACUGUGCAUUUUCAUUGUGAAGUGAAAGGGAUUUGCCAACAUCCCCUAAUGACAGUGUGCUUCAAGUGUCAUAAUCCCUUUUGACCACUAGGUUUGAAAUAUGCAGCAUAGUUCUUAUAUACCGAAAAAUGUUAUCUUACAAUGGUGAAUCUUUUGAAAAUUGUCUGAGUUUCUUGCUUUGAACAUAAGUCAGGCAUAAGACAAAAUUUGCUUGUUGGCAUCUGUAUUUCUGUGAUGGAGACUGUAUUUUAUGUGAUUAGCUUUACUAGAGACUGCUUUUAUUUAUAUAAGGGUAUUUAUGAUUGAACUGACAUGAAAUUGAUUAGGGGACAGUUUGGGAAAUGGUAAUAUAUUAAUGAUAUUGCAAAUUUAAGAUUUCACUGAUUUUUAACUUAUUAGACCUCAAGGUAUUUUAAUGAUCUAAAAUAUUAAAGUAGAUAAAAAUUUCUGUUUUUCUAUUAAAUGUGGAAUGUAAGAGUGAAUUGACAAUGUGCGUAUUCUCAUGUAAUGAAAUCAUGCUGUUUGACUACAUUGAAAGAUUAGCCAGCAGAAUCUUUUGAUUGAUCAGGCUCCUUUUACACAGAGAUGUGUUUACAAAUGAUCUUGUUACUAUGAGAACAAAACAGAGGCAACAUGUAUGAAAUUGUUCCUUGUGGAAUAAUGGUACCUGUGUCUGCUUGAGCUUUUGGCACUUUGUCGCUAUUCAGAAAAUUAGGUUGAUUCUUUUAUUCUGAUUCAAUCUAAAAUGAAGAAUCUGCAAGAAUUUACUUAUUUAUUUUUUUUUUUGUAAAGCAGAACUUAUUUCAACAGUAGCAGCGACAAAUAACAGGUACCCUGUGUUAGUUUUAGAUUUUUGAGCUAUUGGUAAUCGGCUAAAAUUAAUUUGAAAGCUUCAGCAUAGGAAAAGUAGUUUUAAGGAUUUAUAGAAAAUGUUAUUUGGUGUGGAAAGCGUUAUCCAUUAGGAUGUGGAAUAAUUUAAUACCUGAUGUGGGAACAGGGGAGAGUGGCUAAGAUCAACUGAGUUGAUGAUUUUAGCUCAAAUGAAUCACCCACAUCUGUUAAAAGUAAACACUAUUUUCUCAUUUGGUUCAUUGACGGCAACAGCAGGACUCUGUGUAGGUCUAUGCAGUAGUCCCAUAGGUGGAGAAAUGGUUAAGAAUUUAAAUCUUCACCUUAGAAUCCCAACGAUAUGCUUCUGGUUAAUUUAUUUAUUUUGUGAAUCCAUAUUUUGGCUACAACUUGGUAGAUAAGUGCUGCACUUUUUUAAGUCAUAUUAUAAAAAGGAGCAGAGGCAGGUUGCUAGUUCAACUCGGUGGACUUCAGAUUUCAUAAGGAACUUCAGACCAUGUAUAUGGCUUUGUUGUAAUCACAGAGGCAGAGACUUCAUUAACCUUUAGUCAAACUGUAGUGAAUGUUCCAAUGAGUAUUCUCAAGGUUUGAAGCUGUUGUUGAUGAACAGAGAGGAUGGGGGGAAAACGGGAAAACUUUAUCAAAAUAAGAUUGUGCUUAUUUGAAGGGAAUUGUGUGAUACAGUUUUCUGUUUGUUCCUGAUAUUUGAUCACAACCAAAAGCACUGCUUUCUAUAUGCUAUUUAUGGCAAUGCUGAUGAAAAGGAGGUUAUAAAUCAGUAUUUGCAGCUAUGAGAUGGCUGUAAGUAAUUUGGAAAAAUAUUUCAGUGCUUUAUCUAUUACUGUGAAACAACAUUCGGGUGUUUAUGUGCAAGGGGAUGACACAGCUUACUUGAUCUUUGGCUUCUCUGAGGUGGAUCAUGGCUAUUAGCAUUAAGACAUAGGACUAUACUGUCUUCAAGACUGCAUUUAGAAUAGAAUCAGAACUGCUCAAUAGUAUUGUUCCAGGCCAAACAAUGUGCUGCUAAACUUAACAUAUAACUCCCAUGACCCAUCUUUUGAGAUAUUAACUAUGACAUGUGAUCUAUCCCACAAGUGUCCAGAACUUUAGAUUUCCUAACAGCUUAAGAUUUGGAGUUGAACCAUUUGACAUAUUUGAAACAAGUGCUUUGGAGAGAAGUAAUGGAAAUGAUAUUUGUGUGCCUGAAGACAAUUUGGGGCAGAAAGCAUGUUGGGGUUUGACCUACCACUUUGGUCACCAGAGGGUUGGAUGUAAAGUCAGGAAGUACUCAGGGCUAGUCAACAUUGUUGACUUGUCACUCAUAUAUAAUCAUAGCCCUUUCUUCAGAGUACUAUGACAGGUGCCCUGGUUGUCCUGAUCAAUGCAAUUUAUUCAUCCAUUCAUUCAACAAGUAUUUACUAUGGGUUAGGCCUUGUGCUAGACACCAAAGGUUAUAAUGAUGAUCUGGACCAGAAAAGGAGCUUCUUAUCUAGUGGGGCUGACAGAUAAAUCAUGACGUUUGUUAUAAGUGGUAUGGAAGAAACAUAAAGGAGUGUAGAACAAGGGGCCCCUCACUCCUGUCUGGGAGUGAGGAAGAGAUCUCUCUUAGGAGGUGAUGUUUGAGCCGAGACUGUAGGAUGAGUAAGCGUUGAGGAGAAGAAGGGGAGAAUAUUGUACAACAAAGAACAAUGCAAAAUGUGCUGAGGUUGGGGGAUAUGCAGUGUUUUGAAGAGUUGAAAGUAAGCCAGUGGGGCUGGAGGGCAGGUAACAAGAGAGGUAAUGCAAGGUGAGGCCCAACCAUGUGGCAGGUUGGCCACAUGAAUGAUUAUCUAAUUUGGCAUAAAUGGAGACUCCUUGGCAAAUCAGGGCAUAUAAUGACCCCACUAUUGGCCAUGUUAGAGACUGAUUAAUGGAGAGGGAAUUUGGGGGCCAGGGCCUGGAAGCUGGAGGAGGCUUAUUUAUAACAUGUGUCUUUGCGCAGUGCUUCCAUAUAAAUGGUCUCUGACUCCCUGGAGAUUUAUGAUUUUGUGUAUUGACUUCAGUUUGAGGGGUUUAAUUGUGUAAUUAUUUACAGAUUCUUUUUUUAAGAAUGAGUAAUAUGUUUCAAAAAAUACUUAUUUGGGACUCCAGUUAACUAAAUUGGCCAGCAUCAUUGAUUCAGUUAAUGAAUAACUGCAAAUUCAAAAGUCUUUACAAGGUCACUGUGUGAAGUAACCGAUGAAUCUUUAGAGCCCUGCAUGCAUUGGAUCUAUGUGUUUCUAAACAGCUGCGAAAACAUUCAUUCCCCAGAUAAUUUAUUUACAUGUUUGCAAACAUCAGAAACUAUGGAGAAGUGUGGAUCUGAUUUUUUCCUUUUCAUAUGAUGAGGGGUCACUGAAAUACUUAAAAGGGAGUAUGAAGGCAAAGAGUAGAAGAAGAGGUUCUUGAAAUAUAGCAUUCCUGUAUGGAAUCUUGGACUCACAUUCUAUUUUGUCAACUGUAUCAAUUAAUUAUUUGCUCCCUCUUUCAAAAUUUCUAAAUUUAUAUAAUAUAGAAAAUUCUAUUUAGGUGGCAGAAAAGGUCAGUAUAUGUAGUAAUUCUAAGCCAGGGCUGUGGAGUCACACUAGGGGUCAGAAGGAGUAACUGAGAGAUAAAAGGACAAAGGUCUCUUCAGGAAUUUUAGAGUCUAGAGAAGACAUAUGGCUUUUAAGUCAACUUCAUUAAAAUUACAAGUGAGCAAUUCCCCUUGUGGCUCAGCAGUUAACAAAUUCUACUAGUAUCCAUGAGGACGCGGGUUUGAUCCCUGGCCUGGCUCAGUGGGUUAAGGAUCCAGUGUUGCCUAUGAGCUGUGGUGUAGGCUAGCAGCUACAGCUCCGAUUCGACCCCUAGCCUGGAGGUCAGCUGUGGGUGCAGCCCCAAAAAGACAAAAAAAAAAAAAAAAAAUUAAAAUUACAAGUGAAAGCAGUGUAUAAAUGAAGACUCUCCCCCCCCCCCAAACAGGAGUGAUUAGCAGUCUUUAUGGGAAGAUGUGAAUUUUUUUGACCAGGAACCUUUAAAGUUCGAGUGGUGUUUCAAUACGCAGAAAGGGAAAAGAAUUAAAUUGCUCAGCAUAACUCAAUCAUUAUUUGGAGACCUGGGCAUUGUUCAGGUAACCAGAGGGAAAUACAGGUGAGCCUAGAAAGGUACAUUGGUCCUAAAUCCCGUGACGCUGUGUAGGCCUCCUGAGAAAGCUGGACUUCACUUAAGAUUUUUGAGCAGCUAUAUAUGUAUGUGUUUUAGAAAGAUUGUAAGGGUGUAUGGGAUGGGUAUCUUGGUGGCAAGGAGGCAGUCAAAAGUGCUGUAAUGCCCAGAAGAGAAGUAAAGAAGAUUGACACUACUGCCUAACGCUGUGAAUUCUUUCAUCCUGUUAAUGGACAUCUUAAAAGUACUUUAUAAAAUAACGAAUAACAAGAGUGAUUAAAAUAUUUGGACCACGUGGCCAAAUAGGUAUGGCAGAUUGUCACACUGAACUACAUUUUAAGUACAGUACUGCAUUGUUAUUUUAACCUACUAUAAAACUUUUUACUCCAGAAAAUACUCAUAGGUACUCAUAGUGAAAGUUGACCAUAAAACACCAAUUUAUAAAAGUGGUUUAUACCUAGGAUCACAAGAUAUUUAUGUUUUUAGGUAUAAAUAUUUAAGGAAUGAAUAGAUGGUUCAUUAGAAUACUGCUUUUCAACUGAUAUCCAUUUAAUUGUACCCACCUCAUUGGCAAUACUGGACAGAUAGUGUAGUGCAGUGUAUAUGAAAGGCAAGGGUUUUUUUGGACCAAGAUUUAUUCGGUGCUUUCAUUUUCUCUGAAAAAGAAAGCAGGAGAUCACUAAAGCUCUUAUUUGCAUUGUGGCAGAUUCACUUAAUUUCAGAAGCUCAACCAGAAGAUGGGACUUCUGAAACUAGGUGGUAGGUAGAUGAAGACACACCCCCAUUUGUAUUUACUUGGGGAUCUGUAGGCAUGCAUAUGUGUAUGGGCAUGCAUGUGUGCACGAACACACAUAUAUACUAAUCUUAGAAAAUCAUACAUGUUUAGUGAGAAAGAAAUUUUGAUACUUAAGAUACAGCAUGAAUUCUGAUAGUUGCAGGAAGUAUUUCUUUUAAAAUGGAGAUUAGGUCUAAUUCCAUAUAAAGAAGAUUAUAGGAAAGGUAAUUCAAAUUGUAAGUAGCUUUGUUCACUAAAAUGCUAGAUUCAUUUGAAACACUGUUUUAUUUCUUUUGGAAGCCAGACAGCUAGUUUAAUAGUGUACAUAUGAAACACUAAUUUGGCUUGUUAAUUGGAUGCAAUUAAACUGAGGUUAUUUUAUACUGCUUAAUUGUCUGAAAAUUACAUGCAUUGCCAUGCCUGUGUAAUGUGAGGCAAAAACUGGGGGUGUAGUGCGAGUGGGGGCGGAGGGAUGUAAGGUCUAGCUGUGUCUUUGCAAUUAACUUUCCACAAAAACUUGGAAACAGGUCGUUUUAAACUCCCUGGUCUUCAUUUGGAAAUGGAAAGGAUUGGAACAGAUGGCCUCUAAAGCCUCAUCCAGCUCGUAUUUUAUCAGUUUAUAAGUUCUACUUUGUAGUUAUACAGAAUGCAGUGUCAUUAUCUUCUGUAAUUAUGGUAUUACAAGGAUGAACUAAACACUUAAAAAAAUCAGCACAGUGCCAAUUUAGCAAAUCCGUUAGAAGGAAGGGAAUUUAGGCUUGAAGAGCAUUUACUCUGUGCCAGGCUUCAUAGCAGGCACUCUCCAGUAACAUCCCUGAGAAGAUGUGGUAUCAUGAUCUUCAUGUCUACACUUAAGGAAACCCAGACUCAGAAAGGUUUCGUGGUUUUUGCUAAGGACCCUCUGAUGGUGGUGAAGCAGGAUUUGAACUCAGGACCAUUUGGCUCCCCAAACAUUUGGUCUUUUUGCCAUCCCAGGCGGCAUAAGUAGUUGUUUACAAAUUUAAAUUAUUUCAAAAAUUAAAAAAAAAAAUGUCAACCAUCUUAUGCUUGGCACACUGUUCUCCCCUACAGUUUACACACAUCUCCUGGUGAGAUAUGCAGGUAGCCUAGGGGUUAAGAGCCUGGUUUGGGUGAAUUCCAGCUCCAAGUCCAGCUAGGGGACUUUAGGAAGGUCAAUUAAGGUUGCAAAAUGAGGAUGAUAAUAUCUGUUUAAGGGUCAUUUUGAAACUUUUAUGAGAACGUGUAUACACACGUAGUAAGCUUUUAAUACCUGGUAGCUAUGAUUAUUCUUAAGAAGGGCUUAGAUCAAGAGAAAUGACAAUGAAAUACUUACACUUGAUUGAAAUGGUGUACCCAGCGAUGUCAGGAUGCACUUGUUUUGCAGCAGUUAGCAAAGGGAAAGAGCAAUUAAAGUUUGGGGUAUUUCUCCUUUAGCUCUGCCAGUGCUACAUUAGUGAAGUGAACUAAAUUCUCUGGUUCUCUGUGGAUCAUCCUUCUGGAGUUUUUGCUCUAAAAAUAGCCUUUGGGGCCUGAAUUACCCAACUUGAACUUCUACGCAAAUCGCAGGAGCCAGAGAACCACUGUUUACUCCUGGGGCCUUGGGCUUUCUUAGGAGACCAGCUGAAGUAUUCAUCGCGCUGAUGACUUUUAAACAAACGUUUAUUAAUUCAACAAAAAUUUAUUAAUCACUUAUUCUGUAAAAAGUGCUGUUCUAGACACUGGAGAUUCAUCAGUGAGCAGAAUAGUGAAAAAAAAAGAAAAAAAAAUUCCCUGUCCUCAUGGCAUUUACAUUCUGGAGGACUAAUUUAGAAACUUAUUAUGGUAUAUUCAGCCAUUGUACUACUUUCUAGUGUUUUUAGGAACCUCUACUUUUAUAUUGGGUUCUCAACCCAAAUAACAUCUAAAGAAACACUGCAAAAUACUACUAAAUCAAUAAUGAAAAUAUCAAUUUCUUAUAUAUAUCUAUAUUUUUCACAGUAAGGUAGUUUUUGAAGAGGUACUCUUUUUACAUAACUAAAUAUUAUAGCACUAGUUUUUGUUGUUUUUUUUUUAAUUCCUCUUUAUUGUUUAGCAUUACCACCCUUCAUCCCUGUAGAAUCAGGUCCUGGAUCUGUUUUUCGGGGGAGGGGAAAAAAAAGGUUGACAAACACCACCUACUAUUGUCAAAUGCACUAAUCAGCUUGUUAAAGGGAAGAGAUUACCACAAAUUAUAUUUGGAACAUAUAUUUUUAACCUUGUUUAAAUGAAUUUUUCAUUUUUUUUUUAACCAAUAAUUUUUGUCACAAAAUUUCUAGUGGAUCAGGCUAGUGGGUUAGGUUUUACACUUUCACAAAAGCGUGGUAGACAUAAUGCAUGGUAUGCAGUAGCACACAGUAGACAUUUGGCGGAUGCUUCAAGUCAUCAUUCUCAAGAAGCUUACUGUCAACACAGUAAGAAAAGCCAUUUGACCCACUAUAAGAAAAGGGGUCAUCGGAACCACAUGCAAGAUGACGUUCUGUGCCAGUAGCCAUAGUCCAUCCAUCUGCUCACCCUUCCUGUUUCUUCAGCUUUUUUGGAGGUCCUCUAGGAGGCACCUGCCUCACCUAUCCACCCAGCAAUCUCUCACACACUUCUUUUUUUUUUUUUUUCUUUAAGAAGUUAGUAUUUAUUUAUUUGUCUUUUUGCCGUUUCUUGAGCUGCUCCCGCGGCAUAUGGAGGUUCCCAGGCUAGAGGUCUAAUCAGAGCUGUAGCCUCUGGCCUACGCCAGAGCCACAGCAAGGGGGGAUCCGAGCCGCAUCUGCGGCCUACACCACAGCUCAGAGCAAUGCCAGAUCGUUAACCCACUGAGCAAGGGCAGGGAUCGAACCUGCAACCUCAUGGUUCCUAGUCGGAUUCGUUAACCACUGCGCCACGACGGGAACUCCUCACACACUUCUUAACAGCCAUAGACACCGUCUCCUCCGGCUUUGUGCUUUCCAUUUGUUUUCAUACCUAGUGUAUGGGAUGGAGUCAUCUUCAGGUGGUUUUUUCCCUGCAGUUGGAUGGAGAAGUUUGCAGUUGAACUGGGAUUCUUCUAUGCAGGACAGUUUUCUUUGACCAUGUUUUGUUCAGGGUGCUCUGGAGUGGAAAGCAGUAGAAGGUGCUCAUUGCUCAGGGGUGUAGGCUUUGAGGAAGAGUAGUUUCUUGGGGGGGCUUCCUUGGAGAAAUUAGGCAUAAAAGAGGGGGUAUAUUCCUUUCUUUCCUGCCCUAUGGAGGCAGAGAAAAACGAAGGAGCCAAGUCUGGGGGUGAGUCUUUUCUUGUCAUUUGAAGCUAGUGAUGAAAUCUGUCUUUGCAACUUAGCAGUGCCCCGUGGGACAGUCCUGGUGGCUGGCCCCGACACUUUAUGGGUAGGUCAUGGGAAGUUCAGCUUCUCAUUAUCCAUGGAACAGUUAUCAAACUUUAGUUUUCUUUUUUUCUCCUGAUGCUUACAUAUGAACCAAAUCCCCAUUUCUCUAAACAAGGGAAAAAUCCAGGGUUAUAAACAUUCCAUUUAUUUUCUUGUCAUUCAGUUUAUUUGCCGUGUGUCAAAGUUUGUGUUGGGGGAAGUAGAGACUUUUUAGCUAAAAUGAGGAUGUCAGACGUCUUUUGUGCCCGUGUCAUGAGGAUGUGCUCAUUAGAGCGUUUACCCGGGUCUCAGAGGCCAUCAGAAUGGCUGACUGUAAACCCUGACCCCCACUAGUUUAUUGCUUGCCUCCUUAUUGAUUUUCAGAAUGAUUCAGGCCAAGUGGCUGUACUUCAGUUAUAUUUCAUUGUUUCUUCAUCUGUAAAAACGAAGCAUUGUUUAUAGCACUGCCCUACCUUCUGGGAACAGAGCAGGGUAACACAAGAGAAUUGGAGCGGCUAUUUUUAGCAUGUGAAGCAACACUGAGUUUUGAGAAUAAUUCAAUUGUUGGGAAAAAAAGAAACCCCAAACCCAGAUACACAGCAAUGCAUUUGUGACAAGGGUUAGCGGAGUGUUCUUGAGAUAAUUGACUGUUGUUGAUGCAAUUUAUUACAGGCAUAUGUAAUUGCCUAUAUGUUUUCAGAAAGAUAAUGGUCAGCAGCGCCACAGCUUGUUGUAAUAUCCCCUGGUCCAUUUAGAUUUUGUGUAGAUCACUAAUGCAUGUGUGGAACAAAUUUUCAGGAUAGUUAUUCCCAAGUCCAGCAAAAGAAAAGGAAUCCAAAGACAUUUGUUUCUGAAUUUGUAAUCUGUGUACUUGUUCAUCUGACCUCGGUAAUAUUCAUGAUGAAUGCAUUGCCCACAUUUAAUCAAGUGUAGCUUUUAAAAUGGGCCAAGUGGCUGAGAAUAUUCAAAAUGACCUUUAAAAAUAAAUCACCUGACAGUAUGGAAUAUAGCAAAUAAUUGGGCGUUAAGCGUGGAGAUUAGAUUUUUUAAUGGAUAAACUCUGUGUUCCUUCACUCCUCAGUUGAUUUUUGGCCAUAUUUGGUCAGCACGUGCUAAUGUUAAACCUAAUGGUGUCUGAAAAUAGUUAAGGUGGAUAUUAAUAGCUGAUCUGGAAAAGCCUUUUACAUUCUAGCUAAUAAUCCCAGGAAUUUAUAUUGUGAAGACAUUGUCCUGAUAAUUUGUCUUUUUCCUAUAGUCUUUUGAAUUAAAUAGAAUGGGGGCAGUGAGAAGGAAAUAGAAGACGUUUUGAAAUUAAUGACAAAGUUUUCCCAGCUUUGAAGCCUGCUAUGAUUAUUCUAACCCUUGUGAUAGCUGUAAAAGCAAACAAUGUCUAGCAGUGUAUUUAACAUUUGUCAUCUCCUUUAAGCCAACUGGUUUUGGUUUAAGUUUCAUAAAAUAUUUUUUACAGUAUGCCACACAGUUGUGUAAAUCAAACUACUGUUCCUAUGCCUGGCAUUUAAGUAUUGCUAAAGCAAUGAGGCAGCUAGAGGGGUAGGCGUGGGGAAAUGGGAUUUUGAGAGUCUUUGGGGCUAUGCAGAUGGCCAGCUUCCUUAUUCAGUGGAACCUCUCCUGGUGCUUUGUUCCAGACUGGUCAGAUCUUGGUUUUGAACAGGCUGCAUCUUCCUCAGUAUCAGUUUAGCGUUUUGCAGGAAAUUUAACUUCUUCCUGUCAUUCUGACAUGGUUUGUAGUACGGCAGUGAUGACUUAUUUAGGUUAGUCCUUAAAGUGUCUAAUUUGAAAUAUGCCGAUUAAUUUCCAUAAGGGUAGGAUUUGAAGUAUUGAUUUGUCAAGUGAUGACAGGACACUGUAUGCAAUGUGAAGUCUUUCAUAGAAUUUCAGGAUUAGAUAAAAUCAUUGGAGGCAUCAUAUAAUCCCCAGCCAAGCGAGGAGAAAUCACUCAGGGCAAAUCACUGGGCCACCUGCAUUCAGUCUCUAUUUAAACACCUCUUGCUUUCUUAGGGAGGCCUGUACCACUCACGUACACUUCAGUUAAUCAGCAGUUGAGCCCUCUGCCACCAUGCAGAGCACGUUUUCUCAUGGACUUGUAUGACGAUCUUACCAUUAUUUAAAGAUAGUGAUCGCAUGCUCCGUAGGUAUUCUUUUCUUCAGGCCUAAUAUUCCUAGUUCCUUCACUUAGACCUCUUAUUAUGUUGUUUUCAUUUUUAUUUUAUUAAUUUCUUUAGGGGUCAGGCUGUUCAUGUCUGAAAUUUACUCCAGGCUGUUAUUUUUUUUUUAAUGAAUCCUCCACAAAAAUUGCAUAUCUCCAGUUACUCUUCAGAAUAUAUCCUCUUGCCAACUGUUUAGAAACAUUUUAUAGAAAAGGCCUAGACGUGCUUGCUGAGGCUUACAGUUGGACUAGAGCUGGAAUGUGUAAUGAUAUAAUACAAAUCUAAUUUAACAUAUGUAAUUAUUGGGAUCCUGGUAUGUGUAAAGUAUGUGGGAAUAUAAAUAAAGUAUGAAGAGAAUAUAAAGUGUAGGGAAUAUAAAAUAAAGUAUGAAGAGAAUAUAAAGUGUAAAGAGAAUGUUUCACUGUUCUCAUCAUCAAGACUUUUGUAAUCCACUAUAUUGAGGAAAAGAACUAUGCAAAGGAAGCUAUAAUUAAAAGAAGAAGGUUAGGAGUUCCCGUCAUGGCGCAGUGGUUAACGAAUCCUACUAGGAACCAUGAGGUUUAGGGUUCAAUCUCUGCCCUUGCUCAGUGGGUUAAGGAUCUGGCGUUGCUGUGAGCUGUGGUGUAGGUCGCAUAUGCGGCUCGGAUCUGGCGUUGCUGUGGCUGUGGUGUAGGCCGGUGGCUACAGCUCCAGUUAGAUCCCUAGCCUGGGAACCUACAUAUGCCAAGGGUGUGGCCCUAUAAAAAGCAAAAAGACAAAAAAAAAAAAAAAAAAAAAAAAGCAGGUUAAGUACCGUGAGAGAGGCAUAUAUGAAGAUUAAGGGGCAAAAUCACCCCUGGCUGGGGACAUCCAGAGAGGUUUCAUGGGAGAACGAGAUGCUUUAGACGGGCCUUGAUUUUGAGAGGUACCAACAUGGGAAAGUGUCAAGAGCGUUUUCAGAGAAGCAUCUGUUUUAAGGGCAGCACAAAAUGCAUGUUAAGUGAAUGUUGGUGAAAAAGUUAGAUCAGGAUAUGAUUGUCUAAGGAUUUAUAUUUCAGGGAAAGGAGUUUGUACCUAAAAUGGUUAAGUGGUGGUAUACAUACAUACUGUGUAACACAUCAAGAGUUUGGCCCCUGAUUUUGGCAAUUCUAUACAAACAUAGUUGAAUGAAACAAAACCAAUGAAAGAUAGGUAUGUAAUCACAUCUAGGCAGAAAAUCUUGCUGCAUUUAUAAAUAGUGUGAAAUAUGUACAUUUUGCAUAGGAGAUAUAUAUUUGCUUUGAACUAGCAUAUUAUUAUUAUUAUUAUUAUUAUUCUCUUUGUCCUAGGAGCCCAGCAAUCUUGAGGAUAAUGACUUAACUCAUAAAGGUGAAGCAAAUAUAUUGCUGGUGGACAUACUGUUAUAUUCACACUUGUGCCAGUUAUUCAUACCUUUUCUACUUUCCACUUUUUGGCCAUGUGAAUAUGAAUACCAUACUGUAAUACUAGGUUUAGCUUGAAUGGUUACCACUUUAAAGUAAAUUAAUUUUUCCUCCGUUUAUAUUUUCUCUUAAUUAAAAGUGGGGAUAUAGAAUGGUCGGAAGUACUUCUUUGCAGGUAGGUGUAUUACUUGUAAGCAUAUUAUCUAGAUAGGACCUAAAUGAGUUUUGUUACAUCUUUUUUUUUUCCCCUUUUUAUAGCUGCACUUGUGGCAUAUGGAAGCUCCUGGGCCAGGAGUUGAAUCAGAGCUACAGUUGCAGCCUAUGCCGCCCCCUGCGGCAAUGCCAGAUCCUUAAUCCACUGAGCCAUGAUGGGAACUCCAAGUUUUGUUGCAUCUUAAUCACAGUUUUGAAAAAUAUUCUUACUUUAGAUCUAGAUUGUCUUUAGUGUCGUGAGAAAACACUCUUUUUUUUUUUCCUCUGUCUUUUUAGGGCUGCACCCUAGGCAUAGAAGUUCCUAGGCUAGGGGUUUAAUAGGAGCUGCAGCUCCGGGCCUAUGCCACAGCCACAGCAACACCAGAUCCUGAACCCCCUGAGUGAGCCCAGGGAUCAAACCCUCAUACUCAUGUAUGCUAGUCUGGUUUGUUACACUGAGUCACAACGGGAACUCGGAAAACUCUCUCCUUUUAAUUUGCCUGCACAGAUUGCUUGUUAAUCCACAUAAUGAAUAGGAAAGAAGGUGGAUACUAAAUGGGGACAUAUUUCAUAGAACAAGUCGCCCUGUAUGCAGAAGCGAGGUAUCAGACAACAACCGAAAGUUAAUAAUUAUACGUUACCAAAACAAAGGCUAUUAAUUCCUGAGUGGGCACUUUGAUUGUGGCUCCCUUCUUGUAACCACUGUGGAAAGGAGCUUAUUUUAGUUUUAACUCUGUUCACACUGUGUCUCUGGAGAAGUACAUAGGACUUUGUGAGGAGCUAGGAAAGAAUAAAAAAUACAGUACUGUAAUAAAAUAGUUCAUACAGUUAAUUUUUAAUGUCACUUUAGUGCAUGGAGAAACACUGGUGUUUUGAUAACAUGCUUGAUGAUAGGCUGUGGGGGCACUCACUAUUAUUUAGACAUUAUUGAGGGCCUACUGUGAAAUAUUAAAUAUAGAUGGAGGCUGGACAAGGAGGGGUGUUCUUAAACACUUGGGUGCUACAUAAACAUAUUUCUAUGGGAAGAAGAAGGUGACUUUUACUGAGAGCCCCAAAGGCAUGAGGUGAUAAUGCCUCCUCUCAUUGUCGCCUAGGGGCAAGAAUGAACCACCUGUAGGUCCUAGAACUGCCUUAGUGACGGUUGCCCUUUGUACGGUUAUCCAGCCUUGAAGAGAUCAAGACACUGACAGUCAUUUGUGCUGAGGGCCACUAAAUAAAGAGGUUAUCAUUUGGGGGGUGGUUUGUAAGAAGCAUGCAAUCAUGGGGCUUGGAAAUAUGGAAGGAGAAAAACAGUCUUGUUGGAACCAGACUGUGAAGUAUGAAGGUAGGUAGGUUUUUCACAGAAGAUCUGUUCGCGUGUGUGCGUGCAUGUGUGUGUGUGUAAAAUAGAGUUCUCCCUUUAUUCUCGGACUUCCCUGUCCACUCAGUGAGCUAGCAUCUCCUUUGGACUGUGCUUCAGAUAGUUCAUUUUGAGCUGGGCUUCAGUCUGGGGAAGUUCUAGCUCUCAAGGAACAACACAGCCCUACAGUGUGGUAUGAAAUAGGAUGUGACCUGAGAAGGAAGAACAUCCAGAUAAUUUUGUCAUUGCAUUUCUUGGGAGGCAGUUUUUUAGAAAAACAGCAAAUGACUGGUGAAUGCUCAUUUAAGGAGAAGAAUAACUCAAUAUUGGAUAGCAUGAGAGAAGAAAAAAAAUUAGUAUGCCUGAAUAUUUUGAGAGAUGCCAGCUUGUGAGACAAGUCAGGCUGUCACAGUCAAGUGACCUGAAAGACUAGUCAGAGUAUAAGAAAAUGUGGAGCCUCUUUUGGUAGCGAUCUGGGAUCUCAGAAACAUGGAGACCCAGAUAAUUCCUGAAGUGACACGCUAUCACUCUCAUAUCGUCACUGUGCAUCUUAAAGGAAACCAGUCCUGAAUGAAAUAAGGUGUUUUAAAAGAAUUAACUUGGGAAAAUUCAAGCCUCAAUCCUUUCCACUGAAUGAAGUGAUAAUACAUUUUAUUAAGUUGGAAUUGUGCACUCUCGUAACAUACUUCAAAGCGCAAAACUGGAACAUUUAAAUUUUUUUCCAGGAGUUUCUAAAAAAGUCUGAAAUUUCUGCCCUGCAAAAUAUCCCUUUAUCCUCACAGUUUAUUUGUUCUCUCUUUCAUGAUAUUAAAGAGAUACCUUUGAGACUAGCACCAGGAACCUGAAGAAUUCAUAGUUUAUAAUUAUGGUUUACGUUUUCAAUUAUAUGUUUAUUCACAAGUUGAUUUAAUUUAUUGCUAUCAUACUGGCCUUCAUAUCAUCAGUCUGUACUAAAUGUAUGGUAGUACUGAUUUCAUUUAGUCUGUAAUUAGGAUUAUAAAACAGGAUAAUUUUUAGUCACCCUUCUUUUGUUCUUUCCAAGUGCCAUCAUCGGCAAUUAAGUAUAAACCAAAGAGCAUGAACUUUAGCUGAAAUCUUCAGGGAGCUUAGACAGUAUCUGGGCAGUCCCUUGCAGUUUGUGGAGUGUUAAUUAUAUACCAUUGACCGAUGAUUUGAAGGAAUAAGUAAAAGUUUGUUCUAAUCAAAAACCCCGGAAUCACUGCAGUGAUUUAAUGGGUAAAAGGAUGAUUGAUAUGAGAAGGAAAAAAAAAAAAACUAAAGAAGGUGGUAUGAGAUCACCCAGGAGUCAGGCAACCACAGCAGUAUUUCCUAGGAGUAAACACAUUCGGAAUCACUUUUACAAUCAAGAAUCCUUUAAUACAGUUUGGGAAGCUGUUUAAAAGCUACUAUAUUCAAACUAAAUAAAAAAAGCAGUUGAAUGGGAUUAUUUCCCAGGCCCCUCUCAUCACUCGUAUUGCAGAGGUGCUGGCUACCAGGCUAGCUUCGAGCAUCCUGUAUAGUACAGAGGGCGUGGUUUUAGUUGCAGUUAGGAGUAUGGAAAUGGAAGGGUCUUUUUCUUUUCAAAAAUAUUGGAAGGAGCCCCUCUGAGGUCCCUACAUUUAUGCUAGUCCUGUGUUUUCUGAGCCUAUUUCUUGAUAAAAUAGGCAUAGAAAUACAUGUGGAAUAAAUGUAAACUCUCUGCACAUUUGAUGUUAUUACAUGAUAAACUAUACUGUUGUGUCACUCAGAUCUUUAGAAAAUUAGACAAGUUCUCAGGGGCUUUGGGUCACUUUGAGUGGAAGCCAGGGUUCCUUUCGAUACAGGUAGUGAAUGCCAGGUAGUAAAUGCCUGGAUAGGACAGCUAACAUUUACUAAGUUGUAGUCUUUUAUUUGUGCUUAAAGUGCUAAAAAAAAAUUUUUUUUUUAAGUAAACUUUAAAAAAUGUAACUUCUUUAUCAAGGAGGAGUAGCUUUGGAUGAUGAACUUCAUGAAAGCAUCAAGAUGAUGAGUUCUUUUUAAUUCUUAAGAUUCAUUUACUUGUGAAUCUACAGGUUACAACGCAGGAAAUAUCAUGAUUCUUUUAACAGCCUAAAUAUAUUUAAGAAUAGAGUUAGUUUUUUAGAGCAGCUUUAGAGUCACAGCAAAAUUGAGUGGAAUAGAGAGUCCAUAGCACUGCCUGCCCCCUUCCCCUCCCCCACUCCCUGAUGGGCACAGCCUCCUCCACUAUUAGAAUCUUGCAUAGGGUGGUACAUUGGUUACAGUGGAUAAAUCUGCAUUGACAUGUCAUUAUCACCCAAAGUCCAUAAUUUACACUUGAUAAAGCCCUAAAUAUUUUAAUUCCAUGUCCUGAUGUGAGGCGUUGCUAAAUUCAAAUGUUAGAGAAAUUGGCAAAAUACAACAUCUGUUAACAUUGAUUCGCCAAAGAAGAACAGAAUCUAAAAUUUGUUAAGCUCAUCCAGUUUUUUUAUUUAAAAAUGAUUAUAGAGUCCCUUAUAGUCUCAUAACCCUUAUUAACCUUAAGCCACUGCUUUUCUAGAAUUACACAUGGUUAUAAUCUGGUUUAUGGUUUGUACUAAAUGGAGGGCUGGAAAUUUAGGAUAAAGGAAACUUUAAAAAUCGCUAUUAUUUUUAUAUGAAUGGGUAAAAUUUCCACUUUAAAACAUCCUGGCCAAAAGUUUUGCGUGCCAUUAAAGUGGAUAAGUACAAAACUGAUUCUUAAGAGGUUCGGAUUUUUAAAAAUUAGACAUUCCAGAUAUGAUAAAUUAGGACCUAAUAAGUAAAAGGACUUUAUAUGUUGUGUAGGGGGUGUUUUUUAAUAAAUGAAAACGAAUAGAAAUGCUUUUAGAAACGUCUGAGGAGUGUCUUCUUGCCGCCUUUGACCUCACUGGAGCUGUGCAGUAGAGAAAUCUUUUUCACUUGCAUCUGACAGUUACUUUAGGAAUCCACAAUCAGGAGAUGGAAAACGAGGAAAACACCUAAUUGCAACAACACUGAAAUGAUUUUCACUUUUGAUUAUUUAAAAAUAAUCCUAGUGUAGAAAGAGUCAUCUUGGGGGGAAAUUACGUUAAAAAUUGAGCUAAGAAACUUGCGCCAAAAAAAGUGCUUCCUCUGAGCACCUGGAAACACACGCCUUUCCCGGCCCCGGGGAAGGAGCGGGCGGCGGGCGGGAGGGGAGCAGGGUUGGGGAGCGGCCGGGCUGGGUCCGCCUGACGCGGGCGGGCGGAAAAGCCGCUCCCGCGCCGCCCCCGCCCGCGUGGCCCCCGGCGCCACGAGCCCUUCCACCCCGGGGAGCCCCGGCCCGCCCUGCAAGGGGCUGAACGUGAGGCCCCGGGCCGCCGCCGACACCCGAGGGAGUGUGAAUGCAGUGACGUCUCCGCCGGUUGCAGCUGCACAACAGGAAAUGCUCUCGGCCUCCCCCUUCCUGUCGGGGGAAAGUGGGGCUCGCAGCUCCCGCCGCGCCCGCCCAGACCUAGUUUCGGGGCGGCCCUCCCGGGGGCAGGGGCGCUGAGGAGAAGGCACUGACUUGGCCGAGGCUCGCUUGGCCGAGCCUGCCAGGGGACUCACUGUGCCGGAGGUCCGGGGAUCGCUGGCCUCGGGGAGACCGCUGCAGCUGUACAAUAGGGAACCCCGGUCAGGUGGGCCGGCUGCCUGGGGGUGAAGAGUGCUGAAUAAUGCUGGCUGCAGAGGGCCUGAGCGGACUUGUCCUUCGCCUUGCAGAAUGCACCUUCUUUCUCUUCACGAAGCCGUACAGGAAACCUCUUGUUUCACCCUCUUUCUAACUGUCACCUUUUUGCUUUGUUGUGGAAGCAAAGAUAUGAAUGUUUGCAGCCAAGCACAAGCAUCGUGCCCUUACACACUUCGAGACGGAAUCAUUACAAGAAAACUCUCCGGGUAGUCAUGAUUUUUAAACGUUAUGUAGUUAGUAAAUCUUGUUUGAAAAAAUGCUUAUUGUGAAUUUGAGAACAGAAAUGUAGCCCUAAUUUACUAUGCUCGAAUUAUAGAUGGAUUUAAAAAAACAAAACAAACCUUUUCUACUUUUUUUUUUUUUUUUUUUCGGCUAUAGGUAGGAUUAAAAAGUUGAAGCCAAGAGAGUAAAUCCAGCCUUUUUAGUAACAGGUGUUUUACUUUGCAUUAAUGAUCUUUCAAGGUACAUUUUAGAAUCAGUGUUGAGCUUAAUAUUCUAUAAUUUAGUAACAUGAAUCUUGUAUGUUUUAUAUACUUGUGAGCAAGGUAAGGGAGAAUAGUAUCGUAUCAGCUGCGCAGUCAUCAUUCUGACCACUUCUCUGCUUCUCUCCUUGACUCAUGAAUAGGCUUUGUAAUGGUAGAUUGUUCUUUUGGCCCCACAGCCAAAAUGCCAGAGUUCACUGGGAGGUCUGCUAAGGUUUCUUAUAUCAAAGACUUGACAGAGAAAGGAUUUAAUAGAUGAAGCUAUGAUUUAGUAGUUCAUAGUAAACCUAGAAAAUCAUUCUAAAUUGCGCCAUACACUGUUCACAUGUUUAAGUUAAACCGAGUCACAAGACUAAUGGCUGACCUAUGCUUAUAUAAUUGUUGCCUAAAUAUUUUCCUUUUAAAAAAUCCCCACAGGAUCAUUAGAAAUGUAUGUAGUACAAUGGCAUUUCCCUUGGGAUGCUUUCAGCUGAUUUAUGCAAUAAGGAAAUUAAAGAGGGCUUGAGUACACUUGGAAUAAGAGCUGUCGAUUUAAACAUUAGCCCUUUUUAAGACAGCUUUUUCCUUUAAUAGAAUAUAACAUAAAUACCCUCUCUUUGUACCAUAUGAGCCUCAUUCAAGUUGUUAUCUUGACACUCUUAUUUGGUUGUGAGAUGCACAAAAAUAUUUGUACAGAUAUUCUCAAUGGCCCUCUAAAGGAAAUCAAGUUAGAAGAACAGAGGGGAAUUUGUGACUGCUAGAUAUUACUCACUAAAAUUUGCGCUCAAUAGUUAGAUGGAUUCAAGGGGCGAACAUGACGGUGCACGGUGCGAGUGAAAAUGUGUUGUAAAACUGGAAAGCCACAUGUUAAUGCAAUAUUGUUUUAUUUUUUAAAAAAUAUGAUUCUCUUUUCCCAUUUCUCCCCCUAUAGUAAAAUUACACAGAAGAUAUACAACAGGAAAAUUGUUGAAGUGGAAAUUUGUUUGUCCUUUGUGGCCACCAUAUAGUUGGGUCCCCAACCCUACAUUUAUUUGCUCUCUAAUAAGGUUUAACUGCUUUUAAACCUAGCUUGGCCAUUUAUAGCCCUGGUAUUAUGAAAGUAUUUAUUUAGCAGUAUUAAUAUAAGGAUCAAUUACUCCAGAUCUGUAUUAGCAAUAAUCCACAGUUUUUAUGCAGCAUCUCAUUGGAGGUGCUAAGUAGGAUUCUUAGACACAUUAAUUAAAUCGUGUAACAACCAGGAGAUUAGCAUCUCUGUUUUAUAAAAAACACCGUGUGAGGAAUUCUUAUGGACUAUACAUAGAACUUGAAUUUUUAUAAUGUUACCUCAGACCCAGCACCUCAUCUAGUUGUAUAUGUUUGUGGCCCAAAGAUAUAUAAUUUGAUUCAGUCAUACAUGAGUUACAAAUAUUCUGCCUUUUAUGUGGCAGAAGGAGUUGUGCCUGUCUAGUGACCCAAACUACAAUUCUGAGUAGGGUGGUAGAAAAAUAAAUCUUUUACUUCUCAGCUGAGAAGUUUGUGCUUCUUGGAGGAAAAUCCUAGGAUAAAUGCCAUCCAUUAUAUCUUAGAAUCAUAAUUGAAGUGUCUUAAAAAAGGUUGGUUUUUCUCCUGUCUUUCCCAGUGCAUUUCACAAACCAGGGAAGAGUGUCUCAUUCUCACCGAUACUUCAAGGUCUAGUGCAGCUCCACCCAGAGCAGAUGCCCAGGGCACAGGUGCUAAAUGGAGAUAUUAAUAUGCUAUCACCAUUUCUCAUGAUUCAGACACUAUUUCAUGUUCCUGGGCCAUACUUUCAGAAUCCUCCUUUUGUUCAGUGGUUUGAAUUCAGCAAAUAUGAAACAAUAUUUGAUUUUUUUCAAUGAAAUGUAAACACACAGUAACUGCUCAAUAGGUGUUUAAUAAAUUGAGAAAUAUUGAAAGAAUUUAGCCAUAUUGUCAUCCUGGGUGCUUUAUUUACUAUUCUAAUCAUUUGCAGCCCUCCUCUUUCAUCUAAGGAGAGUCAUUUUUUAAAAAGCUUAUUGACCUAUUGGUUUACAAAAGAAGACAUUUAGUGAAACCAAAGAUCAGUCCACUUGAAUUUGAAUUAUUUUUAUCAGCACUUAACCCUGAGGCUGUACAUACCGGUUUGAGAUCCAAAGAUUCUUUGAGCUCUUAAAGGUAAUUCUGUUUGACCAUUCAUUGCCUAGGAGGAUCUUUGGUGCCGUGUUUAAAUCUUUCUGUAAGGGGGUUUGUGGAUUAAAAGGCCAGUGCUCUAUAUUCAGUGCCUAGGAGGGUGCCCAGCAUAGAAUCUAGGGGUUCCCGAGGGAGGGCUAGCUUUGUGGCAGGCAUGUGACCUGUGUCGAGCUUGGUUUAAUGCUCUGCUGUCUUGAAAUUCUUACUUUUUGAACGAGGCCCUUGUAUUUUUGUUUGGCACUGGGCUCUGCAAAUUAUGUAGCUGAUCUUGGUGCUUAAUAAAUAUUUGUGACAAAAUGAAUGACUUGAGUACAGCAUUUAGAAACUUAAGAUUUUGCUCCUGAAAACUUUGGCUUGAUGAUGAGCCUUAGUUUCCCUGUCUUUCUGAGAUGCAAGGAAAUGAAAAACAGACUGGAUGCCAUCCAAUUAAGUAUCUCAACUAGAAUAUUAUUUGGAAGUGAAUCUGAAUGGCCUUAAAAAACAAGUCUUCUCCAAAGUGUUCAGUAUAACCUCUUGGUUGGGUUGGGCUGAGUAGAAGUUCUGAUAGAAUGUGGAAGAUUGAAGGUUACCUAAUGGCAAAUGUAAUACGCUGCAUCACGUGUCUAUUUUCUUCUUUUCUUUAUAUUCUUAGCUAUAUUUCAGCUCAUGUUUGUUUAACUAUUAACUUUAAAAUAUUUAACUUUUAAAUAUUUCUCUGUAUCAGUGAUGUAAUUAUUCAUAAUUAUCGAUUUACUGAUAAUACUCAGGGUGUUAAGAUAUUGGGAAGGAUUUAUAUUAAAAUAUAUCUUUUUUUGUUUUCUGGAGAAUAUGAAUGAGUAUGUAAAAUAGGAGAGGAUAUACAGUAGUGGAGGGAGCAUGCUCUGGUCAUCGGCUCCUUCCUUUGCCUCCAAAGGCAAGUUAGUCUUAAAAAACUAUAUCUAAGGCUCUCCGGUGUUGUAAAUUUCUUCAUCUUGUUGAGAGCAAGUUCUGUUGCUUACUCAGAUUUAUGGCAGGAAAAGAGGCAGUAUAGAGCAUGACCAGGAGUGUGGGUUUCAGAGCUGGGCUGCCUGGGCGUGAAUGCUGUCUCACCUACUUUCUAGUUCUGUGACUUAGGGAAAAUUACGUUGUCUCUUAGCCUCAGUUUUCCUCAUCUGUACAAUAGGGAUAAUUCCUAAAGUGUAAACACUCACAUGCUCAUGGUGAACACUUAAUACAUGCUAAGGAAAAUUUUUAAAGUCUGUUUACUUAUUUAUUUAAGUUGUUUACAGAUUAUCAAAUAACAGUUGAAAGCUUGCAUUGCCACCCUUGAAGAUAUCAUGGCCUAGUGAGGGAACUGAUUUGUAAUCUAAGGAUUAGGAGAGACUAUGGAAUAAGUGCCAACAUGGAAGGAAUUAGAGGGUGGUGAGAAGACCUCCGAGGAGCCCUAAGCCACCCUUGGGGGAAGGGAGAGACGGCCUGUUCCCUUAGUUGCUCUUCCAAGGGACAGGCGGUCUCUAGAACAGUGGGUGAAGGUCUGAGAAUCUGUGGGAGAGUUUGGGGAAUCCUAAAUAGUUUAGUGGGGCAGAAGCUUAAAACAAUUGGGAGACCAUGAAAAAUAGGGUAGAGAUAUAAACAGAGGCCACACAUGAAGAUGUGGCCCAAAGGUAGGAGGGCAUCCAGGAAAGUUGUAUCAUAGAAGCCAGAAGAGGGGUUUCCCCGGAGGGAGGGAGUGUCUGUAACAAAAGCUAUGGUCAGUUAAAGUAAGGUGAAAACAGAAAAGUGAUUUAAUAACCAGGAAAUGGCUGGCGUCUAUUUUUGUCUAUCAUUUGCUAGUUAGUGUGAAUGAUUUUUUAAACUCUAACCAUUGUAAGCUACAGGAGACAUUUAAAUCAGAUGCAGAAGUGUCUGACUAAAAGAGGAUUAAAUCCUCAAUUUACCAAAAGAAGUUUUACCAUCCUUUUUUCUCUAGUGCUUUCAGAUUGGGAUGAACCACAAGUUCAAAAUUAGUUCAUGGCCCCACCCCAUUGCCUCUUCAGUUGGGAGAGGGUAAGAGAGCUUAUUUAUCAUUAUCACUGUAGAAUCUGAUCAAGUUUUUAGUUCCUAGUGAUAACUAAAGAUUAAAAAAAAUAUUGAGUAUCAGGUAUUUUUCUAGGCAUUUUAUGUGUGUUAGUUAAUUUAAUCGGUUAUCUUUAAAUCUUUCUCUUCUUAGGAAGGAGGGUUUUUAGUCUCAUUUUAUUGGUGAAAAAACCAAAGAACAGAGAGAUUAAGCAUUUUGUUAAAGGUUGCAAAGCUACUGUGUUUUGGAGUUUGCUUUUAACAGAUAGUCUGAAUUCAAGCCCCAGACACAUCUUUAUCCCUCUUUAUCACAACUGUACCUCCUGCUGUAGCUCCUUAUCCUUUUGCUGGAUACAUGGAUGAAUGAAUGAUUUGAAUUACUGAAAAGGGCUGGGGUGAUAAUUACUUUUAUUCAGGUUAGCAAAUCUGAUUAAAAUUUUUUUCCUCCCUGUUGGCUCUAAGUUUCUUUUCUUUUCUUUUUUGGCCAUGCCUGCUGCAUGCAGAGGUUCCUAGGCCAGGGAUUGUCCCACACCACAGCUGUAACCAGAGCCACAGCCAUGACAACGUUGGAUCCUUAACCCACUGAGUUACAUGGGAACUCCUCUUUUCUUUUUCUAAGGGAAGUUUAUUCUUUUGGUACUUCAAACAAUAAUCCAGUUCCUAAAGUUUUGAAGCUUAAGAUGUAUUUGAGAAUUUAUUCUUUGUAAUGGAAGAAUAGCUAAAUAAGCCCUCUUUGUGGCGUGGGUCUUGGGGUCUCAGUUUGUUAGCAAUGGUGAUCUGGAAUAUGCAAGAGUGGACCACUGCUGCAACUCCCCGGGAGAUGAUGGAGCUGCGAGCCAUUGGACCAAGGCCAGCUCUGAGUUCCCUGACCUUUGGAAGCCAGGGAUACCAAGAUAACUAAGUGACAAAAAAGUAGCAGAAUAUGACAGAAGGGACAUUAUUCUCAUGUUUGUGACUUUCUUUUUAGCUGUAACUCUGUGGUCUUGUGAGGCCCAUAUGCAAAAUGGAGCUACAGUUCUUAUCUUUGGAGGUGAAAUGAAUGUGAAAGGAAAUGUUUGCAGGGCUUAUAAAAAAUUUGACUACUGUGUCUUUAAUGAACAGAAGAACUUUAUGUGAUGAAACUAACUUUCCUACCAUAGAAAUACUUUAUAAAGUUUGUUUAUGUUUACGGACCUUAAAAUAUGCUUGAAGGCUCUCCAUUUUACCUGGAAUAAAGAAUAUGUGGCGUGUUUUUUAACUCCUCUGGUAACAUCUGUGAUAGGUAGUUCUUUGAGACAUUUCUACUUCCACCGAGGACCAAGAUUCUUUGCUCUACAGCAUUACUAACCAUUGUAGAGUUGAAUAUAUUUAUUUAUAAUUUAUUAAUAUUACUUAAGGAUAGUCACACUAAGUGUGAAAGGAACAGAGAGAGAGAGCCACGUCAGGGUAUCUUUUAAAAAACUAGACGUGAUUAUCAGUAUUUUAAAAAAGCAACUUUACUAUUCUUGCAUAGGUGAUGAAGAUAUUGCAGUUUAUUUCCUAAAGCUUAAUAGGUUUGAACGUGGAGUUUAUUUGUAGAAGGCAAAUAAGAGGCAAUUUAUAAAAGCAGGUCUUUGAAUAGAAUAAUGAUAAGCGUAUCCCUCCUAUAAACUGCAUUAUGACAGGUGUUUCAUUAAAUGCAAUGUGAUUUGAAAAAAAGGCCGAUAUGUGAGAUGAUUGCUGUGGACCUAGAUUUACUUAGAAGAUGUUGGUAGAUGGUUCCUGGUUGGACUGCAGUUGAUCGAGCAUAGCCCUGACCUCACCAGUGAGAACCUAGUAAGGUUCACUUUUUAGUUUUUAAAGCACAAUUAUGAAUCGAAUCUUAAAAUAUAAAGCUCUGAAACUGGUGACUCAAACUGCUGUCAUCAGCAAGAGGGUAGAGGAUUUUUAUGUCUUUCACACAAAGGGCGUUCAAUACUAUCAUUUUCUAAUUUUCCCUUUAUUUACUUUAUUUAGAUCUUGUCCCAUGAGAAGAGAGUCGAGCUGGCUUACCUCAAAGGUCUUUAUAAUUUUUGAGGAUCCUUUUUGCUGGUGUUUUUAGAGACCUUAAUUUUUUAUUAAAAUGGCAGAUACAGUGGAAUUAAGAAAUCCAUUGCGAGUGAAAAUGUCCUUAAACCAGGUGGAAUAUGUGAUAUAUCAGUGACUUGGAGUUAACAAAGAUGUUUAAAUCAAAGCAGAAGAAUAUGUUUUAAAAAUAAAACAAUUAAAUUUUAUGAGUUAGAAGUAAAAUAAUAUGUAGGGAAUUAUAUAACAUGAAUGUGUUAACUACAAUAUUUAUAGUUUAAAAAAAUCAUGGUGGAAAUGAUUUAAUCCGAGACCUCAGGCCCUCUCAGUUAAAUUGCUUUUAUGCCAUCAUCAUUUUCUAAAUUAUUGGAACCUGUAUGUGUCAGAGUUUGUUUCUACAUUGCUUGGUCAUGGGAAAAAAACAUUUAUAUAAGUUAAGUCUCUUUCAUUCAUUUAUAUCACCCUGUACUUAUGUAUGAGUGUGUUCGGUCUCUAAAAUUAAAAGAACAUUGUGUUUAUUGGCGAAUAAGAAGUUCUUAUAGAGUGCUCUAUUUUUGCAGCUGUGCUUCAUGGUAUCACGUUCCAAAGAGGUCAGCUGGGCAUGACCUCAUGGGCAUGAAUCUUGGGGAGACAAUUCUGAAACAGCUACAGGCCUGCAGAGUUGAAAGCCAAUGCACAAUGUCUCAAUGCAGAAUGCAGAGUGCUGUAGUUAGGAGGUGUCUAGUCUGUCAUCCAGAAGAAGUUCUCGGAGUAAAAGAGGGGAUUUUCAUUUGAAUCCCAAAGCUUGAGUUUUUGAGGCUAUUGUAAUUGCAUAAAUAAGAAUCAAACUGAUGCAAACUGUUUUGGAAAAGCACAGUGGUUGGGGCCUGUCUCCGUAUGCUGGCUGAUGACAGUGUCAUAGGAUUGGCGAACUUACCUGAGAAAUUGAGACUCAAGAUUGUGAGAAUGUGUGACUAGGACCGAAAGCAGAUCUCCAGGUGGAGUCUUUGAAUUUUUUUAAAAGACGAUGGUAAUCAGAUCUACUUGAAAAAUUAAGCGAAUCGAUUUGUUUGGAACAUUCUUUUACCAAUUCUUUAACAUUUAGCCACUGGUUUACAAAGUAUACUAUGUGAACUGAUGAUUUCUAGGAAACUGAAGCUUGAGUUGUAAUUCUUCAUCCUCAAGAACUGUUUCAAGAAAUACUUUUAUUUUGAUGAAGAAACUGAGGCACGAAAACUCAUUUGGGAUGAAUGCAAAAACAGUUUUCUGAGAUUCCCGGAAGUUUUCUAUGAGUUCCUGUGGAGAGAGCCUUGUGGAAAGCAAAAACGGCUGUGAUGCAGUUUUUUGAUAUGAGGAUAACAGGAAGCAGCGAGACAAUCAUGCCCAUGAGAACUCUAAACCACUCAGACCGUUUUAUUUUAGUGAAACUGGCAAUUGAACUUUGCUCUAGUUGAUGGGCAAAAUUUCUCCUAGAAUAUUCAUCAUCCCAACUUCAUCCUAGUUGAAAAUAUUCAAAUGCCAUAAGAAUUCUUUAUAGAUUUGCACUUAGCUUUUGGAUGGACAUUUCUACAAUGGAGAGAACUGUGUUAUAGCCCCGGUCCAAGGACAUUACCAUCUAAUGCCCAUAGACUGCGGGGUGGGAGUGAAGGUUCCAAAGAGAAGGCGUACUCAGCAAGUUUUGCAGACACCCUGGAACAUGGAAACAAGCAGGCUUUGAGAAAGCACCGCUCUGAAGACACUCCAUGCGUCUGCACGGCUUUCAAGUGAACUAGCCCUUAAGACCUUGUGUAACAAAAUGGACACUGGGGACACAGCUCUAGGACAAAAAGCUACCUCAAGGUCUGGAGAAACUGAUAAAGCAUCCAGUAGAUGGAGACAGGAACAAUCAGCUGUUAUUAAGAUGAGCACUUUUGGCAGUCAAGAAGGACAGCGGCAACCGCAAAUAGAUCCUGAGCAAAUAGGAAACACGGCGUCAGCACAACUCUUUGGUUCUGGGAAACUGGCCUCACCUAGCGAAGUGGCACAGCAAGUCACAGAGAAGCAAUACCCACCACACCGUCCGAGUCCUUAUUCAUGCCAACAUUCACUCUCCUUCCCUCAGCACUCAUUGCCACAGGGGGUCAUGCACAGCAACAAGCCACAUCAGAGCCUCGAGGGCCCUCCGUGGCUUUUCCCUGGCCCUUUGCCACCUGUUGCCUCCGAGGACUUAUUUUCCUUUCCUAUACACGGCCACAGUGGUGGUUAUCCCAGAAAAAAGAUUUCAAGUCUGAACCCUGCUUAUAGCCAAUACUCCCAGAAAAGUAUUGAACAGUCUGAAGAUGCUCACAAAAAAGAGCACAAACCCAAGAAGCCCGGCAAGUACAUUUGCCCUUACUGCAGCAGGGCAUGUGCCAAACCCAGCGUACUGAAAAAACACAUCAGGUCCCAUACUGGUGAGCGGCCAUAUCCAUGUAUACCUUGUGGUUUCUCUUUCAAGACAAAGAGCAAUUUGUACAAGCACAGGAAGUCACAUGCCCAUGCCAUUAAGGCAGGAUUAGUCCCUUUCACAGAGUCAGCUGUAUCUAAAUUGGACCUGGAGGCCGGGUUUAUUGACGUAGAAGCAGAAAUACAUUCAGAUGGUGAACAGAGUACAGACACAGAUGAGGAAAGUUCUUUGUUUGUUGAGGCCCCUGACAAAAUGAGUCCUGGGCCACCUAUCCCUUUGGACAUCGCCAGCAGAGGUGGCUAUCAUGGGUCACUGGAGGAAUCACUGGGAGGGCCGAUGAAGGUGCCGAUUUUGAUUAUCCCCAAAAGCGGGAUUCCUUUACCUAAUGAGAGCUCUCCGUAUAUUGGUUCUGAUAUGCUACCAAACCCGUCUUUAAAUACUAAGCCUGAUGACUCUCACACAGUUAAACAGAAACUUGCACUAAGACUGUCAGAGAAAAAAGGACAAGAUUCUGAGCCAUCUCUGAACCUUCUGAGCCCGCACAGUAAAGGAAGCACUGACUCUGGUUACUUUUCCCGCUCAGAAAGUGCAGAGCAGCAGAUUAGCCCUCCAAACACAAAUGCAAAGUCUUAUGAAGAAAUCAUCUUUGGAAAAUACUGUCGGCUCAGUCCGAGAAAUACACUCAGUGUUACAACCACGAGUCAGGAGCGUGCCACGAUGGGUAGGAAGGGCACCAUGGAAUCAUUACCUCAUGUAAACACCAGGCUAGAUGUCAAGAUUUUUGAAGAUCCAGUUUCACAGCUGAUCCCAGGCAAGGGAGAAGUCGACCCCAGUCAGACAAGCAUGCUGAAAUCCGCUAAAUUCAACAGUGAGUCACGACAAUCCCAGACUAUUCCAUCAUCUAUCAGGAAUGAAGGAAAACUUUAUCCGGCCAAUUUCCAAGGUAGCAGCCCAAUCCUCCUAGAAGCUCCUGUUGACUCUUCACCCCUGAUUAGAAGCAACUCAAUGCCAACUUCUUCAGCAACUAAUUUAAGUCUUCCUCCUUCUCUGAGAGGAAGUCACUCAUUUGAUGAAAGGAUGACUGGUUCCGAUGAUGUGUUCUACCCAGGGACUGUAGGAAUAGCCCCUCAGCGCAUGUUAAGGAGACAAGCAGCUUUCGAGCUGCCCUCAGUACAGGAGGGGCACGUGGAGGCAGAACACCACGGCAGGAUGUCCAAGGGUAUCACAGGUCCAUCCCUGAAGGAAAAGAAAUUGAUUCCUGGGGACAGGGUUGGGUACGAUUACGACGUCUGUCGGAAGCCCUAUAAGAAGUGGGAGGACUCUGAGACGCCAAAGCAAAGCUAUAGGGAUAUUUCCUGCAUCAGCCCCUUAAAACAUGGUGGAGAGUAUUUCAUGGAUCCCUCGGUGCCACUUCAGGGAGUGCCAACCAUGUUUGGGACUACGUGUGAAAAUCGAAAACGUCGGAAAGAGAAGAGUGUAGGGGAUGAGGAGGACACCCCCAUGAUUUGCAGCAGCGUCGUCAGCACGCCCGUGGGCAUCACGACCUCAGAUUACGAUCCCAAACUGCAGCUGCAGGAAGGAGCGAGGAGUGGGUUCAUGCUGGCUGGACAGGAGAACCCUUCUCAUGGUCACUCUGAGCGCUACGAUCCGUGUCGACCCCCGCUGCAAUCCGGAAGUCCGUCUCUUGGGUCAGAGGAGUCCCCCGCAGCCGCUGAUUCGGACAAGCUGUCAGACGUAGGGGGCAGAAAACCUCCCGGAAAUGUGAUUUCUGUGAUUCAGCACACGAACUCGCUGAGCCGACCCAACUCAUUUGAGAGGUCCGAGUCUGCGGAGCUGGCGGCCAGCGCCCAGGAGAAAGCCUCGUCACCUUCCGAGACGUGCGACAGUGAGAUUUCGGAAGCCCCCGUGAGCCCCGAGUGGGCGCCGCCGGGGGAGAGCGCGGAGGCGGGGGCGAAACCAUCCCCUUCGCAGCCCGGCCAGCAGCAGCCCUACCACGCGCAGCCCCGGUUAGUGCGCCAGCACAACAUCCAGGUCCCCGAGAUUCGCGUGACCGAGGAGCCCGACAAGCCAGAGAAGGAGAAAGAAGGCCAGAGUAAAGAGCCGGACAAGCCCAUGGAGGAAUUUCAGUGGCCCCAGAGAAGCGAGACGCUCUCCCAACUUCCAGCAGAGAAGCUGCCGCCCAAAAAGAAGCGUUUGCGGCUCGCGGAUAUGGAGCACUCCUCCGGGGAAUCCAGCUUCGAGUCCACGGGCACCGGCCUCUCCCGCAGCCCUAGCCAGGAAAGUAACUUAUCCCACAGCUCCAGUUUCUCCAUGUCUUUCGAUAGAGAAGAAACCAUGAAGCUUGGGGCACCUCCCAAGCAGGAUGAGUUUGGGAAGCACUCGGAGUUUUUGACCGUUCCGGCUGGUUCCUACUCGUUGUCUGUCCCUGGCCACCACCACCAAAAGGAGAUGCGACGCUGCUCGUCCGAGCAGAUGCCUUGUCCUCACCCAGCCGAAGUCCCAGAAAUUCGGAGCAAAUCUUUUGAUUAUGGGAAUUUGUCCCAUGCUCCAGUGGCAGGGGCCUCGGCCUCCACGUUGUCCCCCUCCCGGGAGAGGAAGAAGUGCUUUCUGGUGCGGCAGGCUUCUUUCAGCGGCUCUCCGGAGAUCGCCCAGGGAGAGGUCGGUGCGGAGCUGGUGAAGCAGGAACAGCUGGAGCAUCUGCACGCCAGCCUCAGGUCCACAUGGCACCACGCCCCGUGCUCUGUGCUCCCUCCUCUUCAGGCAGAGGAUCCAGGGAAGCAGGUUGUGGGUCCUUGUGCCCAGCUGAGCUCAGGACCACUCCACCUGGCCCAGCAGCAGAUCAUGCACCUGGACAGUCAGGAAUCUCUGAGAAAUCCUUUGAUACAACCUACAUCCUAUAUUACAAGCAAGCACUUGUCUGAACAGCCACACUUAUUUCCACAUCAAGAGUCUAUUCCGUUUUCUCCGAUCCAGAACGCCUUGUUUCAGUUUCAAUACCCUACCGUCUGUAUGGUUCAUUUACCAGCUCAGCAGCCCCCCUGGUGGCAGGCACACUUCCCCCAUCCCCUUGCUCAGCACCCUCCGAAGAGCUAUGGCAAGCCUUCCUUCCAGGCAGAAAUGCACCCCAGCUAUCCCCUGGAGCCUGUGGCAGAGCACACUGGAAAGAAAUCCGCUGAUUACACGCACACGAAAGAGCAAACCUACCCGGGUUAUUCAGGAACAUCAGGGCUACACUCAAAGAACCUUCUUCCAAAGUUUCCGUUGGACCAGAGCACCAAGUCAGCAGAUACUCCCUCCGAGUCGGUCCUUCAGGAAGAUUUCGCCUCGGCAAACGCUGGGCCUUUACAGUCCUUACCAGGAACAGUGGUUCCGGUUAGGAUCCAGACCCACGUACCGUCCUACGGGAGUGUCAUGUACACAAGCAUUUCUCAGAUACUUGGGCAGAACAGCCCGGCCAUCGUCAUAUGCAAAGUCGACGAGAAUGUGACCCAAAGAACACUGGUAACCAACGCAGCCAUGCAGGGGAUCGGGUUUAACAUUGCCCAGGUGUUGGGCCAGCACACGGGCUUGGAAAAAUACCCUAUCUGGAAAGUACCUCAGACCUUACCCCUGGGCUUAGAAUCCUCCAUCCCCUUAUGUUUACCUUCCACCUCUGACAGCGUGGCCACCCUGGGAGGCAGCAAGCGGAUGCUCUCGCCAGCCAGCAGCUUAGAGCUCUUCAUGGAAACAAAGCAGCAGAAAAGGGUCAAAGAAGAAAAGAUGUACGGACAGAUCGUGGAGGAGCUCAGCGCUGUGGAGCUGACCAACUCAGACAUCAAAAAGGACCUCUCCCGCCCACAGAAACCCCAGCUGGUUCGACAGGGCUGUGCCUCUGAGCCCAAGGAUGGCUUGCCGUCAAGGUCAUCUUCCUUCUCCUCGCUCUCGCCCUCCUCAUCUCAAGACCAUCCAUCGGCCAGCGCAUCCUUGAGGGAGCCUUUCCCGCCGAGCUCCAAGGCCCCCCCUCUGGGGCAGAAGUCCAGCCGGCCUUCAGAAAGCAAAGAGUCCUCAGAUGAAUUAGACAUUGAUGAGACGGCAUCUGAUAUGAGCAUGAGCCCACAGAGCUCCUCCUUGCCACCUGGGGACAGCCAGCUCGAAGAGCAAGGCAAGGGCCAGAAGCUGCCUGCUAGCAUGCUGGUCCACAGGGCCUCUGGCCCAAGUGGGAAAGUAGCAAAUUCAACUCUUCUUUUCACGGAUGUGGCAGAUUUCCAGCAGAUUCUUCAGUUCCCCAGUCUGCGGACAACAACGACUGUGAGUUGGUGCUUCUUGAAUUAUACAAAACCCAAUUACGUGCAACAGGCCACCUUCAAGUCCUCGGUUUAUGCUUCAUGGUGCAUUAGUUCCUGUAACCCAAACCCAUCAGGAUUGAACACCAAGACCACGCUGGCUCUUCUGAGGUCCAAGCAAAAAAUCACCGCAGAAAUUUAUACUCUGGCUGCUAUGCACAGGCCUGGAACCGGCAAGCUUACGUCAUCAAGUGCUUGGAAGCAGUUUGCUCAGAUGAAACCCGAUGCGUCCUUUUUAUUUGGCAGCAAACUAGAAAGGAAACUAGUGGGAAAUAUCUUAAAGGAAAGAGGGAAAGGAGAUAUUCAUGGAGAUAAGGAUAUUGGAUCCAAACAAACUGAACCCAUUCGAAUUAAAAUCUUCGAAGGAGGGUAUAAGUCAAAUGAAGAUUAUGUAUAUGUCAGAGGACGUGGACGUGGAAAGUACAUUUGUGAAGAAUGUGGAAUUCGCUGUAAGAAACCAAGCAUGCUCAAAAAGCAUAUCCGCACUCAUACUGAUGUCCGGCCUUAUGUUUGCAAGUUAUGUAACUUCGCCUUCAAAACAAAAGGGAACCUAACGAAGCAUAUGAAAUCUAAAGCACACAUGAAGAAAUGCCUGGAGUUGGGAGUCUCCAUGACAUCAGUGGAUGAUACAGAAACUGAGGAAGCAGAAACGAUGGAAGAUUUGCACAAAGCCGCCGGGAAGCAUAGCAUGUCCAGCAUUUCAACGGAUCACCAGUUCUCAGAUGCCGAAGAAUCGGAUGGUGAGGAUGGAGAUGAUAAUGAGGACGACGAUGAAGACGAUGAUGACUUUGACGACCAAGGAGAUUUGACACCCAAAACAAGGUCAAGAAGCACCAGUCCCCAGCCCCCUAGAUUCUCCUCCCUGCCUGUGAAUGUUGGCGCCGUGCCCCAUGGGGUUCCUUCCGACAGCUCCCUGGGGCAUUCUUCGCUGAUCAGCUAUUUGGUUACUUUGCCAAGUAUUCAGGUUACUCAGCUGAUGACACCAAGUGACUCAUGUGAAGAUACUCAGAUGACAGAAUACCAGAGGUUAUUCCAGAGCAAAAGUACAGACUCGGAACCAGACAAAGACAGGCUAGACAUCCCUAGUUGUAUGGAUGAAGAGUGCGUGCUGUCCUCAGAGCCCAGCUCCUCCCCGAGGGACUUCUCACCCUCCAGCCGCCAUUCCUCCCCAGGAUAUGAUUCUUCACCCUGUCGAGAUAAUUCACCAAAGAGGUAUCUGAUACCCAAAGGAGAUUUAUCUCCCAGAAGACAUUUAUCACCCAGGAGAGAGCUGUCCCCCAUGAGACAUCUUUCACCGAGAAAGGAAGCUGCCUUGAGAAGAGAGAUGUCACAAAGAGAUGUUUCACCAAGAAGGCAUCUGUCCCCAAGGAGGCCAGUGUCACCUGGGAAAGAGAUCAUGGCCAGAAGAGACCUCUCUCCCAGAAGAGAGAGAAGAUACAUGACCACCAUACGAGCACCGUCUCCCAGAAGGGCUUUAUACCACAACCCUCCGUUGUCCAUGGGGCAGUAUUUGCAAGCAGAGCCAAUUGUAUUGGGGCCUCCUAAUUUAAGAAGAGGAUUACCUCAGGUUCCUUACUUCAGUCUCUAUGGAGACCAAGAAGGUGCUUUCGAACAUCCGGGCUCCAGCCUUUUCCCUGAGGGUCCCAAUGACUAUGUCUUCAGUCAUCUUCCACUCCACUCUCAGCAGCAAGUGCGAGCUCCUAUCCCCAUGGUGCCAGUUGGUGGGAUCCAAAUGGUUCACUCCAUGCCGCCGGCCCUUUCCGGUUUACACCCUCCACCCACAUUGCCUCUGCCAAUGGAGGGCUCUGAGGAGAAGAGGGGAGCUUCCGGGGACUCCUUCGCUAAGGACCCCUACAUGGUUUCUAAGCAGCAUGAGAAACGAUCGCCUCAGGCUCUGCAGUCAUCUGGUCGACCCAGCACGCCCUCCUCUCCUCGGCUCUUGAUGAAACAGAGCACUUCAGAAGACAGCCUGAAUGCAACAGAGCGGGAACAGGAGGAAAACAUACAGACUUGCACAAAAGCCAUCGCCUCCCUCCGGAUUGCCACAGAAGAGGCCGCUCUGCUUGGGGCAGACCAGCCAGCUCGGGGGCAGGAGCCCCAUCAGAGACCCUUGGAAAGUGCACAUGUUAGCACUAGACACUUUAGUGGACCUGAGCCAGGUCAGCCCUGUACCUCAGCUACCCACCCUGACUUGCAUGAUGGUGAGAAGGACAAUUUUGGUACAUCACAGACUGCGUUAGCUCACUCCACGUUUUACAGCAAGAGUUGUGUGGAUGACAAACAGUCGGGCUUUCAAGGCAGCAAAGAAAUACCUUCAAGCACAGAGGAAGGCAAGGAACCUUCAUCAGAAAAGAGUCAACUACAUUGAUCUAAGAUGCAUGGAGACUUUCAUUUCCACAUUUUCCCAUUUUGUUUUUGUUUUUCUAGAAAUAGAGGUAAUCAAGUUUAUAGCAUGCCUGUCCUAAGUUCCAGUAGUUUGCUACUAUAUAUACUUUUGUUAUAUCAAAAGAAUUAGGUAAAUUAACAAGUCAUCAUGAGCCUGACCAAAACAAAAUUUGAAAUUAACCUAUUGGGUCUGGUACUUUUAAAAUUGUACAGAUGUUUGUGCCUUUUCUUUACUUUGCUUAUAUUCUUAUAAGCAUUUUUUAGCAGUAAUUUGUACAUAUUUUAGAAUUUGUGUAUCUGCUUUGUAAUAAAUGUAAUUUCUUUCCUUUUUUGGACACUUGGAUCUAAAUGAUGUAAAGCAAAACAGCAUCAAUAUAUAUGUGAGGUUGCACUAAAACAUAUUUUUAUAUGAUUAAAACCGAACAGCUUUUAUGUACAGCUCUGAUUCUGUAAUACUAAUAUUUAUUUACUUUGUUUCAUAAAUUGUACAUUUUUUCUUAUUGUUGUGGAUUGCUUUUCUAUGUGAAGCAUGGGAUUUACUGUUGCGUAACUAGAACAAAAUGUAUAUUGUAAACAAGAUAUUUAAACUAGAGUAUCUUAUUCUGCACUUAUGCAUUAGUUUAAAAAAAAAGAUAAAAGAUGUAUCAGUCAGUUCUUAACUCUUGUAAAUUUUUUUUGUCUCUUGUUUGCUGGAUUGACUAUAACUUAAGUGCUGAUUGUGAUUUUAAACUGAUAGUACCGUAAAGCAUUAAAGUAAACAAUGUGCUAUUGUGAGUUUUUUCAAAGCUUUAUAAAUCAGUUAUAAAUAAUAUUAAAAGUAUUUGGUCUUAUGUGAACAUGUGGAUCUACAUACUCACCUAAAAAUAUGGGAAAACAUUCCGCCCCAUGUAAAUAUGUACAAGUGCAUCACUGGUACAAUUUUAUGUAACUCAGUUGGACACUAGGUUGCCACAGACCUAUGCUAGGGUGUCUUUAAACAUUAAAGUGACAAAGCACAUGGGACUGUGUAGAGCUUGGUUAUCGGCCGGCCCGGUGGCUUGGCAGGCAGUGCUGUGCGCUGCUCAUGGAGAAGACCUGGGCUUAGCAAUCUCCUUGGUUCUUGCUGCACAAGGUGGUGACUGGAACUAAGGCUACUACAGAGGGGUCGCUUGGACCCGGAGGGGUGGGUGUGGAAGCGGGGAAGGGUGUGGAGACCUGCUCCCUGGCCCUUCCUGUCUGCCAGUCCACACGGUAACAGGGUUGACAUCAGCUCUAGGGGAAGCCACUUGACCCUCCUGAAGAGGGGCAGAGUGUCACACUCCUGGCUAUCUCAGGGGGAACGGGAAAAGAAGCUUUCUGGGUACAAGAACUUGUGGGAGGAUGUCUUUUGUACAUAACAUUCAGAGUGGGCUUUGGUUAGCGGUGACGGUGGGCAGAGCCUUUGUUGGCAGGUUCAGAAGAGUGGAAGGAAGGGAAGGGAGUACAACACAUGUGCACACGCGCACGUGUGUGCACACACACACAAUCUGGGUUAUCUUUGUGCUAUAUAGUGGAUUAUAAUUCUGUGAAACCAAGUUUGUAUAUUGAAUUACAUUAAGGAGUGUUCUUUAAAAAGAGAAAUAAAUAUACAAUUACAUG